Molecule: messenger RNA, 919 nt
Organism: Dendrobium catenatum
Lineage: Eukaryota; Viridiplantae; Streptophyta; Magnoliopsida; Asparagales; Orchidaceae
Product: transcription factor bHLH149
Exons: 2
Coding region: 62-559 (165 amino acids)
Biological process (GO): regulation of DNA-templated transcription
Molecular function (GO): protein dimerization activity
Source: RefSeq, a predicted model, not a curated record
AGCUGGAAGCAUAAAAUGAAAGCCGACUCCUUCCCGGCAAACCUCCUCGUUCUUUCUCAGAAUGUCAAAGUGGCAAAGCAAAAAGCAACAGUGGAUUUACGGUCGCCGCCUACUUGAGGCCCUACGGUCGGCACGAAGCGGCCGAACUGGCCCGUUGGUCAUUAAGAAGGCAGCCGACUCCGCCUUGGCCCUAUCGGUCCGUGGUCAGUCACGUUGGAGCAGAGCGAUUCUGUUCGGCCCCUGCCGCGGAGGCAAGCCAAAGCUUAAGCUUAAAGCUUGCAGCAAGAUUCCACGGCACCGCCCAUUUCUGUCGGCUGGGAAGUUGGUGGCGGCGCAGACGAAAGGCAGGAAGGUGAGGGACCGCCUUCGCGUGUUGUCGCGGCUGGUGCCUGGUUGCAAGAAGCUGCCGGCGGCGAGCGUUUUGUCAGAGACUGCGGAUUACGUGGCGGCGCUACAGAUGCAGGUCAACACUAUGCGCGUGCUUGCGGAAGUUCUCUCGACGUCGGCGGUGGUGGCGACGAGAGGCGACGGCGAGCUUGGUGUUGAAGAAUUAAGAUAAGUGGAGAGAUUAGAAGCUUGUUUAAAAAAAAAAAUUUUGUUCGUUAUGUGGUUGAAGCUUGUGUAUUUACUUCUCAUGCUCAAUAGCAAUCUAUAUUUGAGAAAAAACUUUUGUGGUCCGUACAUAUGCUGUUCUUAAUAAGCAAAAGGUUGUAAUAAUUUGUGAUCAAGGGAGUCUUGGUAUUUUUUUUUUUUUUUUGGACAUUUAGGUCAAUAAAGGCAAAUUCAUACACACAACGCAUACACAUAGACUCGAACCUUGGACCUCUUAGUUGGAAGCCUAAGCUCUCAACCAAUAGACCAAGAAGAGUUGUGUAAGGGAGUCUUGAUAUUUUAAUAACGGGAUGAAAUGUUUGUUUAA